This is a messenger RNA of Malaya genurostris, 2682 nucleotides long. It is a transcript of the gene Hsc70-5, whose product is annotated as heat shock 70 kDa protein cognate 5. Gene Ontology annotation, cellular component: mitochondrion; cytoplasm. Gene Ontology annotation, molecular function: ATP binding; heat shock protein binding; ATP hydrolysis activity. Gene Ontology annotation, biological process: protein refolding; cellular response to unfolded protein. Lineage: Eukaryota; Metazoa; Arthropoda; Insecta; Diptera; Culicidae. The coding region runs from base 192 to 2210 and encodes 672 amino acids. The record is from RefSeq and is a predicted model, not a curated record. The transcript is spliced from 7 exons.
GAUCGUUCAUUUGAAUUCAAACCGAGUGUCCGGUUAGACGUGAUUUCGUCUUGUUUUGUGAGGCGAUAGUGUGUGUAAGACUAGAGCUGUCAAAAAUCUGGUGGAAGCAGAUUCUCCGAAGAAUUGCAUCAUAAGUUUCCAGAAACGUGAUUUUCGUGAGCCGUGUUUUAAGCCCCACAGGACGUAGAAAUAUGUUGAAGGCAGCGAAAUAUUUAACCCGUACACUUGCGGAGAACCGUAGUCUAUUGCAGAAUGGUGGAAUCAUCGGCAACAGUCUGCAGGCUCGAUUUAAAUCCGACACCGUCAAGGGUGCCGUAAUCGGAAUCGAUCUCGGUACGACCAACUCCUGCGUUGCCGUGAUGGAAGGUAAACAGGCCAAAGUUAUUGAGAAUGCUGAAGGUGCCCGCACUACACCGUCGCAUGUCGCCUUUACCAAAGACGGUGAACGGUUGGUCGGUAUGCCGGCCAAACGACAGGCUGUAACAAAUUCUGCCAAUACCUUUUAUGCGACCAAACGCUUGAUCGGCCGUCGUUUCGAAGAUCCGGAAAUCAAGAAAGAUUUAAAAAAUCUUUCCUACAAAGUGGUCAAAGCUUCUAAUGGGGAUGCCUGGGUGCAGGCCACCGACGGCAAGCUCUAUUCGCCCAGCCAGAUCGGAGCGUUUGUAUUGGUAAAAAUGAAGGAAACGGCUGAGGCAUAUCUGAAUACGAACGUAAAAAAUGCCGUUGUAACGGUGCCGGCUUAUUUCAACGACUCGCAAAGACAGGCAACUAAGGAUGCUGGUCAGAUUGCUGGUUUGAAUGUGCUUCGUGUGAUAAACGAACCGACUGCUGCUGCUCUUGCGUAUGGUAUGGAUAAAAGUGAGGAUAAAAUAAUUGCCGUCUAUGAUUUAGGAGGUGGUACCUUCGAUAUCUCAAUUCUGGAGAUCCAGAAGGGCGUGUUUGAGGUUAAAUCGACCAAUGGUGAUACUCUGCUGGGCGGAGAGGACUUUGACAACCAUAUUGUCAAUUAUUUGGUAGGAGAGUUCAAAAAAGACCAGGGUAUUGACAUCACCAAGGAUCCAAUGGCAAUGCAACGGUUGAAGGAAGCUGCUGAGAAGGCAAAAUGCGAACUUUCGUCUUCUGUCCAGACCGACAUUAAUCUGCCUUACAUCACAAUGGAUGCUUCGGGACCGAAACAUUUGAAUCUAAAGUUCACUCGUGCUAAAUUGGAACAGUUGGUUGGGGAACUGAUCAAACGUACGAUAGCUCCAUGCCAAAAGGCAUUAUCCGAUGCGGAAGUAUCAAAGUCAGACAUUGGAGAAGUACUACUCGUUGGAGGUAUGACUCGUAUGCCAAAGGUCCAGCAAACUGUGCAAGAAAUCUUCGGGCGCACUCCAUCUCGUGCUGUCAACCCAGAUGAGGCUGUCGCUGUCGGUGCUGCAGUACAAGGUGGUGUUCUUGCGGGUGAUGUCACGGAUGUGCUCUUGCUUGACGUUACUCCCCUGUCACUUGGUAUCGAAACGUUGGGUGGUGUGUUCACUCGCUUAAUCACUCGUAACACCACCAUUCCGACCAAGAAAUCUCAGGUCUUCUCCACAGCCGCUGAUGGUCAAACACAGGUCGAGAUCAAGGUGCACCAGGGUGAACGUGAAAUGGCAUCCGACAACAAAAUGCUUGGUUCCUUCACGUUGGUAGGAAUUCCACCUGCCCCUCGUGGAGUGCCACAGAUCGAAGUUGUUUUCGACAUCGAUGCCAACGGCAUUGUGCAUGUGUCUGCAAAGGACAAGGGAACCGGAAAGGAACAACAGAUUGUGAUUCAAUCUUCCGGUGGCUUGAGCAAGGACGAAAUUGAAAACAUGAUCAAAAACGCUGAGCAGUAUGCUGCCACCGACAAACUGAAGAAGGAACGUAUCGAAGCGAUCAAUCAAGCCGAAGGUAUAGUGCACGACACUGAGUCGAAAAUGGAAGAAUUCAAAGAUCAGUUACCCAAAGAAGAGUGUGAUAAACUACGGGAAGAAAUCACCAAAGUGCGGGAAAUCUUGGCCAACAAGGACGAUGCAGAUCCAGAGGAAAUCCGAAAGACUGUCAGCACACUUCAACAAUCGUCACUGAAAUUGUUCGAAAUGGCAUACAAGAAGAUGGCUUCAGAGCGCGAAAGCAGCGAUAGUAGUUCCAGCAGUUCUAGCAGCAGCAGUAACGAAGAAGCUGAGAAAAAAGAAAACAAAAACUAAAAACAUAUUGCUUUAUGAAGCAAUUAACACAAAACAGAAACAUCUUGUAAAAAUAGUUGUAGCCAUUAUAAUAGAUUUAGUGAAAUUCGGUCAGACAUUACUAUGGAAGAAUACAAACACACAAUUUAUCCAGUAUCCUAGUUUUAUCAGCUGAUCGCUAGUGUCUUGCUAAUCUCUGAAGGACUUUACUGAGGAUGAAACAUGAUGACUAAUGUGUGACGGCUAUCAUAGUGAGAAUCGUUCUGAAGUUACUAGCGUAUAAGUUAUUGUAUUCUGCGAAUGCCAGUUUCAUUUCGGCAAGACCGAGGGAGUCGAUAGUGAGACUUUUUCACAUUUGCGAUUUUCGUUGAGAUCAGUGCAUCACUUGAUAAGUUUUUCAGCGGGAAUGUCAAGAUUUUGAUUUGAAUGGAUUUUGCUAUUUUAAACAAUGUUAUAUUUCUACUUAACGGAAUUAAACCAUUUCAAAAUCAUA